AUGUUUGUAGCAGUCCAUUCGUUGGUUAAUUUCUUCUUCAAUAAUCGUGGUUUCAAAGAAAACAAAGAAGGCAUUAAUGCCUUAAGCCAUGAAAUGAAUGACUUGAACGAUACCGUAAAACGGAACUCCAAAGAAAUGCAUACAGUUAAUAAUGAGUUGAGAGAACAAUUCAAUACAAUGGGAAGUAGUCUUAAAGGAACUUACGCUGAAGUAGGUAAUAUGUCUGAUUCACUUGAUAAUAUGUGGUUCAUGAUAAGGAAAUUGAAAGACUGGAUUGAUAGCAUUAAAGACAAUUCAUCCUCUACAAAUUCAUUGCAGAAUAUGUCUCCUAGCACCAUCUUGAAACUUGACUCAUCAAUAACUGAUAUAACCUCUCCCAACGUCAUUUCUUUAAAUAAUGGUUUCUCAGAUGGCAAAUUUUUGAAGCCGCCACUAAAAAACAAAUCACCACUAAUGAAAGCUAAAGAGGAAAAUAAGUCUACAAUCACUGCAUCUGUUGGUGGUAAAGUCUUUGAUUUGAAAACUCUUGAAGGUAAAAAGAAAUGGUAUGAUUUUGCCAAUAAAAGUGCAAAGAAAAUUUCUAAUGAGAAAGUUGGAUCAAAUUUGUGUGAGAGGGUUAAUAAGAUUGACAACAAAACAGAAUCUCAAGAAAUUAACCAGGAUAAUAACCACGCUAAGAAAACCAUUACACUUACGUUAGAUCAAGUCAGAAAGAUUCCUACUGUGGAUAAAAACGGUAAGCCAUUCCGUAGAAUUUUUGUUCCUGGUUUCGGUUGGGUAUCGUCGAAGAAAUUACAAGCUGACCCACAUAGCUUUGUGACCAAUAAAGAAAAUAUCUCUCAGUAA
Saccharomycopsis crataegensis is the source of this 846-nucleotide messenger RNA. RefSeq lists its product as uncharacterized. The coding region runs from base 1 to 846 and encodes 281 amino acids. The record is from RefSeq and is a predicted model, not a curated record. Lineage: Eukaryota; Fungi; Ascomycota; Saccharomycetes; Ascoideales; Saccharomycopsidaceae. The transcript has a single exon.